GAAAUGAGCUUCAAAAGUGAAAAAAUCUUCACUCACUCUCUCUCUACUAACAUUUGGGAAAGAAGUAGCGCUCAAUUGGUCGAACCUCAGUUUUAGAUGCUGAGUUUGGUGCACUCUGUGGCGACUCUUACUAUAGGAUUGCAGUCAGUUGAACUUGGGAAGAACCGGUAUCAGUGUCUCGUGAGAUGUGCUGCUAGAGGUCCUCGACCAAGGUCUCCUCGCGUAUGGAAAACCCAAAGGAAGAUAGGGACGAUUUCAAAGUCCAUCAAGCUCGUUGAAUGUAUUAAGGGAUUAUCAAAUGUCAAAGAGGAAGUAUACGGGGCACUUGAUUCCUUCAUUGCUUGGGAAUUAGAAUUUCCCUUGGUUACAGUGAAGAAAGCUUUAAAAAGCCUCGAGUUUGAAAAGGAGUGGAAGAGGAUAAUUCAGGUGACAAAAUGGAUGCUAAGCAAAGGACAAGGGAGAACAAUGGGAAGCUAUUACGCUUUGCUGAAUGCUUUGGCUGAGGAUGGAAGGAUCGAUGAGGCUGAAGAGCUGUGGCGGACUUUAUUUUCUCAGAACUUGGAAAGUAUGCCUCGUAUGUUCUUUGAUAGGAUGAUUUCUAUCUACUAUCAUAGAGAAAUGCAUGAUAAGAUGUUCGAGAUAUUUGCUGACAUGGAAGAGCUUGGUAUUCGGCCAACUGUACCAAUUGUUACGAUGGUUGGAGACGUUUUCAAAAAGCUCGACAUGCUGGACAAAUGCGAAAAGUUGAAGAAGAAGUACCCUCCACCAAAAUGGGAAUACCGAUAUAUCAAAGGUAAGCGCAUCAAGAUCAGAACGAAAGACAAUGUACAAUCAGGUACGGACAAUCAGGUAAAUAAUUCCGCAACAGAGCCUAGUAGUGAUCCAUAUGAAGUGCAAGAGAAUGAAGAGUCUGAAAUUGACGAUGUUGUUGAGGAAGAUAAUUCGUAUGUGUCUGAAAAUGACGAGUCCCCUAAAACAGAUUGAUAACUGUCUUUUCGUCAUAUCCUAUAGUUACUUCCUUUCUUGAAUCGGUUGUUUAUAUAUUUCCAAUUAGAGGGUGUCUGAAUAGAGAUGCUACGAAAAUUAGUCGAUUAUGAUGUCUCGUAGAUGGGUAGUUUUGCACUAUAAUCUACACACAAUCACGCACACAUACAUGUGGGUGUGUGUAAAGCGGGUAGCAUCUAACAAACAAGUCUUGUAAGGACUUGUGAAACCUUAGUUGACCAAGCCCUAGAAGAAACAAAAUUUAGGGGUUGUGGGCCCAUGGAAUAUUCUUGUAGUCUUAAAAAAAUGAAAAUAUUGGUUGUCUGAA
Messenger RNA from Erythranthe guttata (spotted monkey flower), 1312 nucleotides. Its product is annotated as Pentatricopeptide repeat (PPR) superfamily protein. NCBI's taxonomy places the organism in Eukaryota, Viridiplantae, Streptophyta, Magnoliopsida, Lamiales, Phrymaceae. Gene Ontology annotation, molecular function: protein binding. The record is from RefSeq and is a predicted model, not a curated record.